Messenger RNA from Kogia breviceps (pygmy sperm whale), 2363 nucleotides. RefSeq names its product zinc finger protein 282 (gene ZNF282). NCBI's taxonomy places the organism in Eukaryota, Metazoa, Chordata, Mammalia, Artiodactyla, Physeteridae. Gene Ontology annotation, biological process: regulation of DNA-templated transcription. The record is from RefSeq and is a predicted model, not a curated record.
CUGUAGAUGGAGCUGUCCGGCCCCGGCGAGGGGGAAGGCGCCUGGAAAACGUUCUUCUUCUCCCUGGCCGGCCCGAGCGGGGAACAGCGCUCCCAGGAUGCAGUUUGUGUCAACACGGCCGCAGCCUCAGCAGCUGGGCAUCCAGGGCCUGGGGCUGGACAGCGGGAGCUGGAGCUGGGCGCAGGCUCUGCCCCCGGAGGAGGUCUGCCACCAGGAGCCGGCGCUGCGCGGGGAAAUGGCCGAGGGAAUGCCGCCCAUGCAGGCUCAGGAAUGGGACAUGGACGCCCGGCGACCAGUGCCUUUUCAGUUCCCACCCUUCCCAGAUAGGGCACCCGUCUUCCCCGACCGCAUGAUGAGAGAGCCCCAGCUGCCCACGGCAGAGAUCUCUCUCUGGACCGUGGUGGCCGCCAUCCAGGCCGUGGAGAGGAAGGUGGACGCCCAGGCCAGCCAGCUGCUAAACCUGGAGGGCCGGACGGGGACGGCCGAGAAGAAGCUGGCCGACUGCGAGAAGACGGCCGUGGAGUUCGGGAACCACAUGGAGGGCAAGUGGGCGGUGCUGGGGACCCUGCUGCAGGAGUACGGGCUGCUGCAGAGGCGGCUGGAGAACGUGGAGAACCUGCUGAGGAACAGGAACUUCUGGGUCCUGCGGCUGCCCCCGGGCAGCAAGGGCGAGGUCCCCAAGGUCCCGGUGACGUUUGUGGACAUCGCCGUUUACUUCUCGGAGGACGAGUGGAGGAACCUGGACGAGUGGCAGAAGGAGCUCUACAACAACCUGGUGAAGGAGAACUACAAAAGCCUGGCCUCCCUGGACUCGGAAGGUCCCGUGUCCAAGCCAGAGGCCCCGCCCCAGGCUGAGCCCCGGGAAGAGCCUUGCGUGUGGGAGCAGCGUGACCCAGAAGAGAGGGAAAUCCUGAUGGAUCCAGACACAGGAGCAGAGCCCCUGGUGCCUGCGCAGGACGCGUCCUCUCAGGUGAAGCGGGAGGAGGCCCUGUGUGCCCGGGGCCAGCGGGGCCUGGAGGAAAGAGCGAUCCCCACGGAGUCCAUUACCGACUCACCAGCUUCUGCCCAAGACCUCCUGUCCCGGAUCAAACAGGAAGACCCCCCGUGCGUGUGGGCUCAGCAGGAGUUGGCGGAGAGGGACAUUCCAACGGACCCCAACUCAGAGUCUCUGAUCUCCGCACACGACAUCUUGUCAUGGAUAAAGCAGGAGGAGCAGCCGUACCCGUGGGGCUCUCGUGACUCCAUGGAAGGAGAGCUCGGAUUAGAUUCUGGCCCCGGUGACAGCCUGCUGAUGGUGAAGAACCCGCCCCCGGCCCCGCCGCAGCCCCCGCCCGCCCCGCAGAGCCUGCCCCCGCUGCCGGCGCCCCCCGAGGACGCGGGCGGCCCCCCGAGCCGCGGCGGGGGCGCGCUGCUGGACGACGGCUUCCCCGCGCUGCCCGGGGAGCGGGGCGCGGGUGGGGCGCCGGCGGGCGGCCAGGCGGGCGGCGGCGGCGGCGGCGGGGCCGCGGGGGGCGCGGGCGGGGGCCCGGGCGGCGGCGGCGGCGGCGGCGGGGGCUGCGGCAGCUGCUGCCCGGGCGGCCUCCGCCGGAGCCUCCUCCUGCACGGCGCGCGCAGCAAGCCCUACUCGUGCCCGGAGUGCGGCAAGAGCUUCGGUGUACGCAAGAGCCUCGUCAUCCACCACCGCAGCCACACCAAGGAGCGGCCGUACGAGUGCGCCGAGUGCGAGAAGAGCUUCAACUGCCACUCGGGCCUCAUCCGCCACCAGAUGACGCACCGCGGCGAGCGGCCCUACAAGUGCUCCGAGUGCGAGAAGACCUACAGCCGCAAGGAGCACCUGCAGAACCACCAGCGGCUGCACACGGGCGAGCGGCCCUUCCAGUGCGCGCUGUGCGGCAAGAGCUUCAUCCGCAAGCAGAACCUGCUCAAGCACCAGCGCAUCCACACCGGCGAGCGGCCCUACACGUGCGGCGAGUGCGGCAAGAGCUUCCGCUACAAGGAGUCGCUCAAGGACCACCUGCGCGUGCACAGCGGCGGCGGACCGGGCCUCGGCGCCCAGCGGCCCCUCCAGGCGCCACCGGAGCGAGACUAGGGCUGGGCCGGGGGAGGGGAGGGCCCGGCGGCAGGAGCAGGGGGCGGGGGCGAGCCUGGGGGCGUCCUGAGGCCCCACGAUCCGAUCCGAUCCUGCCCUUGGUUCUCGGGGCGCCUUCCCUCCCUCUAGCCGCCACCUGCUGGAAAUCGGGAACAGGAAUUGCACUCCAGACGGGGUCCCCUGAGUGUGGGGCAGGGGUCCCCUAGACCUGUCCGGCCUGAAUGGACAGCCCAGCUCUUCUCAUAGGGUGGACCAAGGGGGCCGGCGCAGGGAA